CUUCAGUUAUGACAGGGGAUCCACAUUCAACGUGUUUGUGGGAAAAGGUCAACUUAUUGCUGGGAUGGACAAAGCUCUGGUCGGCAUGUGCGUGAACGAGCGGCGCUUCGUGAAGAUUCCCCCCAAGCUUGCCUACGGAAGUGAAGGCGUCGCUGGUGUGAUACCCCCCAAUGCUGUGCUCCAUUUCGAUGUGCUUUUGAUUGAUCUCUGGAACUCGGAGGACGAAGUGCAGGUUCAGACUUACUUCAGACCUGAGAAGUGUCCCCGGACGGUCGAGGUGUCCGACUUCGUACGAUACCAUUACAACGGAACAUUCUUAGAUGGGACCCUGUUUGAUUCGAGCCAUAAUCGGAUGCGAACCUACGAUACCUAUGUGGGAAUUGGAUGGCUGAUUCCGGGCAUGGACCAGGGUCUCUUGGGAAUGUGUGUAGGCGAGAAGCGCAUUAUCACAAUACCACCUUUCCUGGCAUAUGGAGAAGAAGGAGAUGGUAAGGAGAUCCCUGGCCAAGCUUCCCUGGUCUUUGAUGUGGUUUUGCUAGAUCUCCAUAACCCCAAAGAUGGCAUUAUCAUCGAGAACCAGUAUGUGCCCGAAUCCUGUGAGCGGAGGAGCCAGACGGGAGACUUUCUCCGUUACCAUUACAAUGGCACACUUUUGGAUGGCACAGUGUUUGAUUCCAGCUAUUCACGAAAUCGUACGUACGACACCUAUGUCGGGAAAGGUUAUGUGAUUGCUGGGAUGGACGAAGGCCUGCUGGGUGUAUGCACUGGGGAAAAAAGAAGAAUAAUAAUCCCCCCUCAUCUUGGAUAUGGAGAAGAAGGAAGAGGAAAGAUUCCGGGAUCUGCAGUUCUGGUCUUUGACAUCCACGUGGUCGACUUCCAUAACCCCUCAGAUUCGGUCAGCAUCACUGUUACCCACAAACCUGCCAACUGCACCGUACUGAGUAAGAAGGGGGAUUAUUUGAAGUACCACUACAACGCCUCGCUCCUGGACGGUACCUUGCUGGACUCGACACACAGCCUUGGCAAGACCUACAACAUAGUUCUGGGGUCCGGGCAGGUGGUGGUGGGGAUGGACAUGGGCCUUCAAGACAUGUGUGUCGGGGAACGACGGACCGUUGUUAUUCCUCCUCAUCUCGGUUAUGGAGAAGAUGGAGUUGAAGGAGAAGUGCCUGGUAGUGCUGUAUUAGUUUUCAACAUCGAACUGCUGGAACUGGUGUCUGGCUUGCCUGAAGGGUACAUGUUCGUGUGGAAUGGGGAAGUUUCUCCCAACCUCUUUGAAGAAAUAGACCAGAAUCACGAUGGAGAGGUUCUUUUGGAGGAGUUUUCGGAGUACAUUCAAGCUCAAGUCGAUUCCGGCAAAGGAAAACUGGCUCCCGGUUUUGAUUUUGAAAAGAUCGUUAAAAACAUGUUCACCAAUCAGGACCGGGACGGGAACGGGAAAGUUACGGCUGAAGAGUUCAAGCUGAAAGACCAGGAGGCCAGAGAGGAACACGAUGAACUGUAAAGCUGAGGACGGAGGAACGGUCCCGAGCUGACCUGCGGUUCUGGAAGAGGUUUCGGCAAGCACGUUUCUGAGAGGUUAGGGCUCGGCCGGCCGGCGCCUGCCUGCGGGCAGGCUGCU
Molecule: messenger RNA, 1621 nt
Organism: Eurypyga helias (sunbittern)
Lineage: Eukaryota; Metazoa; Chordata; Aves; Eurypygiformes; Eurypygidae
Gene: FKBP9
Product: FK506 binding protein 9, 63 kDa
Exons: 9
Coding region: 65-1504 (479 amino acids)
Molecular function (GO): peptidyl-prolyl cis-trans isomerase activity; calcium ion binding
Source: RefSeq, a predicted model, not a curated record